Aspergillus steynii IBT 23096 is the source of this 1182-nucleotide messenger RNA. RefSeq names its product putative glucan 1,3-beta-glucosidase precursor. The transcript has a single exon. Lineage: Eukaryota; Fungi; Ascomycota; Eurotiomycetes; Eurotiales; Aspergillaceae. Gene Ontology annotation, cellular component: cell surface; extracellular region. Gene Ontology annotation, molecular function: glucan exo-1,3-beta-glucosidase activity. Bases 1 to 1182 code for a protein of 393 amino acids. Gene Ontology annotation, biological process: glucan catabolic process. The record is from RefSeq and is a predicted model, not a curated record.
AUGCAUCUUUCUCUGGCACUCCUCGGUGCCCUAUCUUGUCUCCCAUCCACACUCGCACUUCCCCAUCUCCAAGCCCGGAACUCCUCCGGCUACGUUGACUGGAGGACCUUCAAAGCCGAAGGUGUCAACCUAGGAGGAUGGCUUUGUCAGGAGUCCACCAUUGACAGCGAGUUUUGGGGGAAAUACUCCGGCGGGGCAAGUGAUGAAUGGGGACUUUGCAAGCAUCUGGGACCCCAGUGCGGCCCCGUUCUAGAGCAUCGAUACGCCACCUAUAUCACGGAGACAGACAUCGACAAGCUGGCUGGCGCGGGAGUUGAGCUCAUCCGCAUUCCAACCACCUACGCCGCUUGGAUCAAGCUUCCUGGCUCCCACCUGUACUCGGGAAACCAGCUUGAGUAUAUCAAAAAGAUCUCCGACUAUGCCAUCAAGACCUAUGGCAUGCACGUUGUGAUCGACGUCCACUCGCUCCCCGGCGGAGUGAAUGGUCUCACCAUCGGCGAAGCCACCGGCCACUGGGGGUGGUUCCACAACGAGACCGCACUCGACUACUCCCUGCAGAUCGUGGACGCCGUGGUCGACUUCGUACAGAACUCCUCCUACCCGCAAUCCUUCAGCAUUUCGCCGAUCAACGAACCCGCCGACAGCAACCAGGACAUGUCGGUCUUCGGGACGCCCGCCGCCCUCUCGGACCGCGGCGCCUCCUGGGUCUUGAAAUACAUGCAGGCGGUCGUCGCUCGCGUGGCCGCGGUCAACCCUCGCAUCCCGAUCAUGUUCCAGGGCAGCUUCAAGCCCGUGGAGUACUGGUCGGGCAACUUCUCCGCAGACACGAACCUCAUCUUCGACGUGCACACCUACUACUUCGAGCGCACCAACGUCACGUCCCAGAACCUCCCCAUGCACCUGAACUCCGACGCGCGCGCCAAAUCCGGCGACGGGAAGUUCCCCGUCUUCGUGGGCGAGUGGUCCAUCGAGACCGGCUCCAACAACAGCUUUGCCCUGCGGGAACGCAACUUCAAUGCCGGCGUGGCUGCCUGGCGCAGACACGGGCAGGGCAGCACCUACUGGACGGCCAAGUUUUCGGGCAACGCCACGGUCGCCGGACAGGGUACGCAGGCGGAUUACUGGAGCUUUGAGUCGUUCAUUGACCAUGGCUAUGUUGGACAAUUCGGGAGUAAACAAUAG